Aricia agestis (brown argus) is the source of this 660-nucleotide messenger RNA. RefSeq names its product 28S ribosomal protein S23, mitochondrial (gene mRpS23). Gene Ontology annotation, molecular function: structural constituent of ribosome. The record is from RefSeq and is a predicted model, not a curated record. Bases 130 to 603 code for a protein of 157 amino acids. Gene Ontology annotation, biological process: translation. Lineage: Eukaryota; Metazoa; Arthropoda; Insecta; Lepidoptera; Lycaenidae. The transcript has 3 exons. Gene Ontology annotation, cellular component: ribosome; mitochondrion.
AAAAACUCAAAAUUUCAAACAUAACCUAAAUUUCGAUUUAUUUGGGAAUAAAGUGUUUCUAAAGUUAUUUACAAUAAAUAUUUAUAUUCGUGAUUAUUUAAUUAAAAUUAAUAACAAUCUAACGACAUUAUGGCGACAAGUCGGCUAGAACGAAUUGGAACAAUAUUUUCCAGGAUGGAGGCACUUCUGAAGCAAGGAGCUAUAAAGGUAGAUGACAGACCACUGUGGUAUGAUAUUUACAAAGCAUUUCCACCUAUCGUUGAACCAAAGUUUGCAAGACCGCCACCGGAAAAUAAAACUAUUCGCCCAAUACUUUACAAGGAAGAUGUUGUAAGAGCAAAAUUCCAUGCUAAAGGUCACGGAAUAAGCACUAAUUUGCUAGUGCCGUCUGGUGAAACACAAACUAAAAGGCUGCUUCAAAAAUACGAAGCUCUCAAAUCAGAAGGAGUCGCCGAAGAUGAAAUUAUUGAAAAAAGCGUUACUGCCGUCUCAAAAGAAAGACCGGAAUUUGAAAAAGAAGAGAAUGUUAGAGUGAACAAAGAGUCCGCAACUGCUCAAGUACUAGAAGGAGCAGACAUUAAAAAUAUUUUCAACGACAAAUAAUUUAAAUUUGUUAAUUAGUAAUACUGUAAUAUAUUUUGUAAGUAGUCAUAAUAAUUA